CAUUGAGAUGUCGUCGUCCUCAGAGGCUCAGAGAGCCAUCAAGGGUCUGAAAGACAAACCGGUCCGUGUGAACGGCAGCAGAAUCUACGCCAUGAUCUCCAGCAACUACACCAGACUCAGCAAGGGGUGGACGGUGGGGUCGCUGUUGGACUCUGAAGAGGAGAAUAAGAGCAGGAGUCAGGGCAGCAGGAGGAGCGAGAGACUCAAAAAACCUGCAGACAGGGACGAGCCCAGCAGGAAGUCUGAGGGGAGGAAACAGUCCUCCAAAAAGACUCCAGAGAGAGAGUCAUCGUCCAGAAAGAGUGAAGAAAAGGAGUCCAGAACAACAAGAAAGAGGUCUUCAGAAAAAGAGUCUGCAUCCAAACAGAAUCCAGAAAAGGUCUCCAGAACGAGUCCAGAGAAAGAGGCGAAAGAAAAAGAGUCGGCAUCCAAACAUUCUGCGAAGGAGUCACAUGAUAAAAAGAGUGAAGAAAAUGAGUCGGCGUCCAAAACAGACAAGAAAAGGGUUGAUAAAAAGUCUUCUUCAGAAACGGACAGGUCUGAAAAAAAUUAUCCUGAAAAGACGUCAGAAAAAAGUUCCAGGAGGACUCCAGAGAGAGAGUCAUCGUCAAGAAAGAGUGACGAAAAGGAGUCAAAAACAUCUAAAAGGAAGUCCUCAGAAAAAGAGUCUAAGCCCAGAAAAUCUUUGGAGGAGUCCUCAGACAAGCCGACUGAUGAAAAGAGUUCAGAGAGGGAGUCAAAGAUUGAAGAAAGCGGGUCAGAAAGAAGCUCGAAAAGGACUCCAGAGACGGAGUCCAAAGAGAAGAAAUCCACUGAUUCAGACUCUAUUCAGACUCCAGAAAAAGACUCGGGAUCUGAAAUGAGUCAGAACAAGACCAUGAAGAGAAAGGGAGCUCGGGAGAACGACUCGGUGCCUGAGAAGAAAGGCAAGAAGAACGAAUCGGAGGGCGAGUCAGAACCUGCUGAAGCUCCAGAGGGAGAAGAGCUGGAGAUCCAGGAGACACCUGAACCAGGACUAAAGGAGUCUGGGAGUCCACAUCCACCAGGCUCAACUGGAAAUCCUGCAAAACUGAAAUGUGAACAGGUACAGCUGAAAACCUGCAGCAGGGCUACACGUCUGUGUUCAAACACAGGGCAUGAAUCUGAACAGGUUGUAGAAUUGUUUGGUUUGGUUGAUAGCACAUUGUAAAUGAUACCAUCUGUUAUUUUAAUCCUUUAUACUAUUGAAAAGUAAUGAAGCAUCACAAGUAUCUUCAGUCACAUUUGAACCAAUAGCUGCCGUGAGAGAAAGAGAGCACCUAAAUUCCACAAAGCCAAUGUUUUUGUGGAAUUCAGUCAGAGUGCAGGAGUUAAAAAAUACCCAAUAUUGGGCAUCUGGGACUUGUUUUUGUUGCCAUGGUUUCAAAGCUCUUUAUUGUUCAAUUUUCACUUGAAUCAUUUACGUUAAAAAUUCUGGUAUCAGAGGAAACCUAUUUCUAGCAGAGUUGAGACUGAAGUCCAGACCUUCAUGAUCAGUUAUUGGAGAGAGAGGAGUUUACAUGUGAGUCAGACACACACAUUAGCACACAUUGCUUUUGAACAAAACUUUAGUAAACACUAACUAGCACGACAGAGAUGAAAAUGAGUUCAAAUAAACACACACUUAAGUGUUUGUGCUU
Messenger RNA from Labrus bergylta (ballan wrasse), 1658 nucleotides. NCBI's taxonomy places the organism in Eukaryota, Metazoa, Chordata, Actinopteri, Labriformes, Labridae. The record is from RefSeq and is a predicted model, not a curated record.